This is a messenger RNA of Asparagus officinalis (garden asparagus), 685 nucleotides long. RefSeq names its product protein PLANT CADMIUM RESISTANCE 3-like. Bases 47 to 622 code for a protein of 191 amino acids. The record is from RefSeq and is a predicted model, not a curated record. The transcript is spliced from 4 exons. Lineage: Eukaryota; Viridiplantae; Streptophyta; Magnoliopsida; Asparagales; Asparagaceae.
GCAUCCCAUGUGCACAUCAAAACUUAGGUCCUCAUAAGCUAAGAAAAUGUAUCAUCAUCAACAUUCAUCCCAGGGGUAUGACCCUAGCAAAUUUCAGCACCCAGUUCAAGUUCAAGCUCCAGCUCCAGCUCCUCCUCAGGCGAUAAGGAGCUCGCCUUAUCCUGCUCCCGCGAUGUAUCCUCCAUCUAAUGGUGGACCUGCGCAGUGGUCCACAGGGCUUUGCCAUUGCUUUGAUGACCUUUCUAAUUGUCUGGUUACGUGCUUUUGCCCGUGUAUUACCUUCGGGCAGAUUGCUGAUAUCGUGGACAGAGGAACUCGGCCUUGUUCAUCAAGUGGAACAGCGUACGGUCUCCUCUUGGGAUUUACAGGCCUAGCAUGCCUGUAUUCUUGCGUUUAUCGGUCGAAAUUAAGGGCACAAUAUGACUUGGAAGAAACCCAUUCUGAUUGUCUUGUUCAUUUCUGCUGCGAGGUCUGCGCUCUCUGUCAGGAGUACAGAGAGCUCAAGAACAGAGGAUUUGACAUGAGUAUUGGAUGGAACGCAAAUGUUGAUCGACAGAGACGAGGAGUUAUUCAACCUCCAGUGAUGGGAGCUCCUGUUAUUGGAGGAGCCAUGAUGAGGUGAUAACCAAAAUCAUAGCAACUUGGAAUAAGGACUAGUAUUGUGUGGUGGAUUAAUAUCAGACAA